Nerophis lumbriciformis (worm pipefish) is the source of this 2916-nucleotide messenger RNA. Lineage: Eukaryota; Metazoa; Chordata; Actinopteri; Syngnathiformes; Syngnathidae. The record is from RefSeq and is a predicted model, not a curated record.
AUGGCAAUGACUGAUGCCUCGGUGUCGUCCCUCAGCGUAUCGGAAAUCAAAGAUCCGGUGGUCGUGUUCGAGCGCUACAACACCGAUGACAUCCGCUGCAUCGAGCGCAAAGUCCGCGGGGAGAUUGAGCAAAAGAAGGAGGAAUUGAGGCAGAUGGUAGGUGAACGCUACCGCGACCUGAUUGACGCCGCAGACACCAUCGGGGAGAUGAGGCAAAGCUCGGGAAGUGUUGUCCAGUCCAUCCAGGACAUGUACCAGUACUGCAACCAGUUGAAACAGGGCAAAACCCGUGUGACCACUCACACUGCGGAGAGUCAGCAGCAGGACAAGUUUUACACUAUGGCCUCUCAGAUCAAACUCCUUUUGGAGAUACCCGAGCGCAUCUGGAGUGCCGUGGAGGCCUCCCAGUACCUUCAGGCAACUCGUCUCUACCUGUUGUGCUGCCGUCUGCACAGUCUCCUUCAAUUGGAAGCUGCUACAGGAGGUCUCUACAGUCCUGCCCUCGCUCGCUUCCCCAUCCUUGUCCGACAAGUAGCCACAACGGGUCACUUCAGGUCAACCAUUCUUUUAGACAGCAGGUCUCUGCUGCGGGGUCGUGCGGUGUCAGACCAGGCCAUUGCGGAGGCCCUACUGUCCAUGAUGCUGCUGGAGGACAGCUCCCCGCGCCAGGCGCUUGCUGAUUUCUUGUUAGCACGAAAGGCGUCUAUUCAUCAGUUGCUCAAUCAGCCACAACAUGGUGCUGGUAUCAAAGCCCAAGUGUGUAGCCUCGUGGAACUUCUGGUGACCACUUUAUUUCAAGCUUAUGCUGUUUUCUACAUGCACCAUGAGGGAGGAGGAGGCAGGCCAGGGGAAUCGACUCUUAGCUGUGGCCUGCUCUUUUCCAUUCUGGAAAAUGUCACCGCGACCACACCUGCGGCGAAGGACAAAAAUGUGCUUCAAGAAGACGCUAGUACAGGCAGCUGGUUCAAGUACCUGCCCCCUUCCGUCACAGAGUUCCAACCUACACUUCGUACCCUGGCAAAGCCCAUCCAGAGAGAGCAGUUGCGGGACACCUUACAACAGUGGAUUGAUACGUGUAAGGAGGACAUCUGUCAUGGUGUUGGCAGCCUUCUGGUGUAUGUAAAGAGCCUGAAGGGACUGGCAGCCAUUAGAGACGCUGUUUGGGACCUCCUUUCUGCUGACUCCAUCAGUCAGCACUGGAACACAGUGUGUCAGCGGCUGCUGGAGCGCCGUCUGGCCAUCUGGAAUGACUUCCUGCAACAGCUCUUCCUUCAACGCUUACAGGCUAUAACCAAAGAAGAAACUAAAGCCAUCUCAGUGAGCUCAGUGCAGCUCCUCACAUCCACUGUGAAGGAUCUUGCAGGACAGACUGCAAAUAGCCGGGAAGCGCAGUAUGAAUGUGACGUGUCUGCCUAUAUGUGGACAGAGUCUCCAGGAGAUCUGCAAAGUGAUGCAGGUUAUGUCAGUGAGGCCCAGAGGGGGCAGGAACAGCAAAAAAGUCCUCUGGCCAUGAAGACGAAUGGUGUGACACCCUGCGUACAAAACUUUUGCUCCUCCGUUGACGCCAAGCUGAAAGCACGGCUUGAUGACCUCCAGCAUUACCUUCCGUCCCAGGAUGCAGGCUCUGACUCCAUCCCCGUGAAAAUCCCAUCAUCAGCUUGUACCGAUGGCUCGUCAGCGUCCACUUUGAACCGCUUCACAGACUCGCCGGCAGUGGAGGAGGCUUUACGGGACAGCUGCAUGGCUUGCGUUCGCCACAUUAUCUCCGCCGUCCGUUCAGAACUGGCCACAACCUCGCCAGAUCCCAGUCUGGCCGGCAUGGGUUCUGUCCUUUUCAUGGCGAGGCUGUGUCACUCCAUGGGGGAACUGUGUCCCAAUCUGAAACAAUGCAUUUUGGGACAACAGAGUGGCUGCGAGGCCACGGACAAAGUGACCCCGAGGCAGAGCAAGAAGUUAGGCAAAGCAAAGGCGGCUACGCAAGUCAGCGCUGCUCAGGCAAAAUGGGCAGAGCUAAAAGAAGAGCUUCUCAACUGCAGCAUGGAGGCCUACCGCAUAUGGAGCUCCACUGCCUCAAAAAGGCUGAUGGAGGAGUUUGGAACAGCUCUUCUCGCAGAUUCUGCUGGUGCCAUCUUGGAAAACGCAACAAACUGGGAAGAUCUGGAGAUCCAAGAAGAGGCCGAGUCGGGGAGCAGCGUUACAUCCAAGAUUCGUCUUCCGGUUCAGCCAUCUUUGCACGUCCAUUCGCUACUCUUCCAGCUGUGUGUUGAGGUGAACAAGGUGGGUGGCCAUACAGUGCCAGAAGCUACCAUGCGGGAACUUCUGCAGGCCUGUUUGGAUCAUACUUUGCAGCACUACCAGACACUCACACAGCGGGAAGAUGCUUUUCCAAUGACUCAGAACCGAGCAUUGCAGCUGAUGUUUGAUCUUCGUUAUCUGAACACCACUUUGUCUGCCCAACUAGAGGAAGGAAAGAGCUGCAAACCCCAUCAAGACCCUAGGAUGCAAGAAGUCUGUGAUUGGCUGGAGAGUCACAUUGACCCAUUUGACCUAGAUGUUUUCACACCGCCGCUGAAUGCAAACCUCAAUCGUUUGUCCCAAAGAACAUCGGUGCUGUACGGACUUGUGACUGGCUCAGAGAAGUCAUUUACCCCACAGAGCAGCAGCGUCAACUCUCAGGAGCCUUACAACAUCCUUCCAAUGUCCAACACUCAAAUCAGGUUUGGGUUGUUGCCUAUCAGCAUGUCUGAUACGCGCAAAUCAAAGUCUGCAUCCAAAAAUUCCAGGUCCCCACACCAAAUGGUGAGUAACAGCUCUUCUUUUCAGCCAGGCAGCCUCUUCCGACAGAUGGCAGAAGAAGAAGACACAAGCUCGCAAUCUUUAUUUAAACUCACGUGGCUGUCUGGCAUGACCAAAUAA